Molecule: messenger RNA, 1717 nt
Organism: Melopsittacus undulatus (budgerigar)
Lineage: Eukaryota; Metazoa; Chordata; Aves; Psittaciformes; Psittaculidae
Product: zinc finger protein 692-like
Exons: 11
Coding region: 62-1447 (461 amino acids)
Biological process (GO): regulation of transcription by RNA polymerase II
Cellular component (GO): nucleus
Source: RefSeq, a predicted model, not a curated record
CUAUCCCAUCCCUGUAUCCCUCUAUCCCAUCCCUGUAUCCUGUGUCCCGCAGCCGAUCCCGAUGGAUCCAUCCCGUCCCCCCCCGGACUGCAUCCGGCGGCAGAGGCGCCGGGAGCUGGACGCGCGGCGCAGCAAGUGCCGGAUCCGCAUCGGGGGGCACCUGGAGCGCUGGUGCCGCCUCAAGGAGCAGCUUGGAUUCGCCCUCCAUUCCCAGCUCGCCCAGUUCCUGCUGGACAGGUACAGCUCCCACGGCUGCGUAUGGAGCUCGGGUGACCCGGAGCCAGGUGUGCUCCAUGCCGAGGCCCUUCAGCGCCUGGUGGUGCUGUCCCAUGGCCACAGUCAGGAGUGUGGCUUCAUCCCAGCGGUGAAGGCUCCGGCUCCAGGCACUGCAGCCCCAUUGGUGUGGGAGUGUGUGGCCGGACACAGCUUCUCCUGGAGCCGGGAGCCGGGGGGGGACCUGGGGGGCAGCAGCCGCCGGCGCUCGAUGAGGUGUGGGGGCAAUGGGGAGCCUGGAGCGGAGCCGGAUGCACUGGGAGCAGUGCCUGAGGCAGCAGCAGAGACUGGGAGCACAGGGAAGGAGCAUGGGAGGCAGCAGGAUGAGGAUGAGGAGGAUGACCUGACCUACACUGAUGACCUGCGGGAUGAGAACUAUCACCCAUCCCUGGACAGGGAGCCGGAGCCGCAGCGACGGCUGAGCCAGAGCAAAGCCCCCAAGGAGCCCAUCAAGGAGGAGCAGCCUCCAGAGCAGCUGAGCCUGAGCCCACCCGAGGGGAAGAGCAGGCGAGUGAGCUGCAAGAGGCGAGCACAGGGCAGUGAUGAGGACGUGGCUCAGAUCGGCCCCAAAAGGAUCCGGAAAGCUGCCAAGCGCGAGAUCCUCCUGUGUGACUUCGAGGGCUGCGGCAAGAUCUUCUCCAACCGGCAGUACCUGAACCACCACCAGAAGUACCAGCACGUGCACCAGAAAACCUUCACCUGCCCCGAACCUGCCUGUGGUAAAUCCUUCAACUUCAAGAAGCACCUCAAGGAGCAUGAGAAGCUGCACAGUGACAAGAGGGAUUACAUCUGUGAGUUCUGUGCCCGCUCCUUCCGCACCAGCAGCAACCUCAUCAUCCACCGGCGCAUCCAUACUGGGGAGAAGCCCCUGCAGUGUGAGGUGUGUGGCUUCACCUGCCGCCAGAAGGCCUCUCUCAACUGGCACAUGCGGAAGCACGGAGCGGCCGCCGGGUACCAGUUCUCCUGCGAGCUCUGUGGCAAGAGGUUCGAGAAGAGGGACAAUGUCACAGCCCACAAGAGCAAGAGCCACCCCCCCGGUGGGGCCGGGCACCGGGAGCACAUCCCGGCUCCCAUUGUGGAGCAUGGGGAUGGGAUCGGGAUGCAGGAUGCGGGAGCAGCCCAAGGCUGCAGCAUGGAGGGUGUUGGUGCUGCGGAUGCCUCCUGCUUGGACUGAGGGGGGUGAUGGAUGGGGGGAUGCUGGAGCCAAGGAGCAGGGAAGGAUCCGAGCUCCCCAGCCAAGCCCUGGGCUCACACCCAUGGAGCUUCCCCUGUGUGAGGGGCCAAAGGCACCGGCAGGAGCCUCAAUAAAGACUCAUUCUGUGGCCAAAGUGGUUUCCCCACUUGCAGCUCCCAUCUCAGUGCUGAGUUCCUAUGGAAAAGGGGGAAAAGGGAGAUUCCCGACACCGAAUCCUGAGGUUUUCCGUGUCCAGCACAAUAAAACCAU